Pedinophyceae sp. YPF-701 is the source of this 1107-nucleotide messenger RNA. Lineage: Eukaryota; Viridiplantae; Chlorophyta; Pedinophyceae. The record is from the annotation of a GenBank genome assembly.
AUGAGCCGGAUUUGCAGGCCGGGCGUCGUGGCGCUGGACGGGAGGACGGUGCGGAUACCUCGCACGGCGGCGGCGCCAGCUGCGCGCGCCGUGCGGCCCCGGGGAGCGGCGAGGCGCCGGGCAAGCACGGGCGUGUUGUGCCGUGCGGCGGCGGCGGGCGGCAGCGAGGCGGGGGGCAUCGGCGCGUUUAUCCGCAACGUCUGUCCGGAGAAGGGCUUCGACGGCAGCUACCGGGAACGCCUGCCUACUGAAGCAUCUAUCGAGGCGGUGCUUCUGGACCUGCUGAGCAUCGGGGUCGACGGGUGCUUGACGCCCGGGUGCCGCCAAGUCGUCACGCUGAGCGAAUCGGCGGCGAACGCCGUCGUGGCGGACGACGGCAGGAUCAUUUUGGCACAGGUCGAGCAGGGACCGAGCGGGCCGGCGGUCCCAGCGCCACGCAAGGGCUCGCGCGCGGUCCUCGCGCAGCUCGUGGGCAUACAGCGCGUCGGGGACAUGGCGUACCUCCAGAUCGUCGUCGAGGAGCGCGUCAUUGUGCAGGGCGUCAGGGUGGCGGAAGACGGGUCCGCUCGCGCGCGCGCCGAGCCGCUGCAUGACCGCUGGGUGUUCUUCACGCGCGCAGAGGCGGUCAGCGAGCUCAGCGUCCAGGCCCAGGACGGCGAGAACCAGCACGCCGGGCAGCCGCAGGAGAGCGCUGGUACGGCGUCCCCGGAGACGGCGACGGCGCUGCGGGACGCGACGGUGGCCGCGCACGACCUGCGCGGCGUGAUCACGAGCGUGGCCGACCUCUGCAGGCGCUCCGGCGACGCCGACCUCGAGGCCGCCGCGGACGAGUGGGCCUACGUCCUCGCGUGGUGCGGGUCCGCCGCAGGGCUCCCCGCCAUGGAGCGGGUGUCCUACGCAGCCCACGCGUACGCCGCCGAGCUGACGCGGGACGCCCUCAACAUGCCCCCGGGCGAGCUGGCGUCGCUGCGGAGCGCGGCGCUGGACGCCACGGACCUCGGAAUGCGCCUCGAGGACGCGUUGGAGGCGCUGCGAGUUGUGCAGCGGGAGCUAGGGGCGCGCGUGUCGCUGAUGGGGCUGGGGGGGGAGUCUUCGGAGGAGGACUGA